Rotaria sordida is the source of this 1785-nucleotide messenger RNA. Lineage: Eukaryota; Metazoa; Rotifera; Eurotatoria; Philodinida; Philodinidae. The record is from the annotation of a GenBank genome assembly.
CUGGCUUAGCUUGCAGACAGACGUACAGAAUCUAUUUAUUUGCACCAACACGUGUUGGGAGAAAUCUUUUAAAUUUGGAAAACUGUUGAAUGUAGAAAAUUUUUUUUUCAUUUGGAAAUUUGCAUAAAGAAAAAUUUUUCUAGUAGUAAUAAGAGCACCAGCUAUGUACACAACUUUGGUAAUUUAUUUUUUUGUUUAACUAUACAAGUUAUUACUUUUUGGAAUGACAACUGCUUCUAUUAAUUGAUGAUUAAUAAAAAAUAGUUUUUUUUUGUUUUAAUUAAAUUGAUUUUUCUUUAUUUCGAUAGCAGAAGAAAGUUUUUGUUUUAACAAUGGAUUUUCUGCAUCUCUGCAUGCAGACCAUUUUAUGACUUUUAGCCUAACCUGCAGGCAUUCCGAGUUAGAUCACAUCACAAAAAAAGUGAUUUGGCGAUAGUUCUGGUACAGAUAUAUUAAACACAGAAAUGAGCCAAUAAACCAAAUUAUUGACUUAACAAUAAUCAAAAAAUGAAUCAUCUAGUAAAUUUUGUUAAAUUUCUUACACUAAUUUAUUAAGAUUUAUACAUGUUCAUCAGAUCGUAUUUGAUUGAAGUCCAUCGAGUACAAAAUUUUCGAACCCGCACCUGGUUGAACCAUACUUUGAUACUUUUACUGAAAUUUACCAAUGGGAACUGGAUAGUCGCCCCGAAGAUACAAAAUAUUUUUUUCUGAUUUUAAGUAUUCGGCUACUAGCGCACCCUAUAGAUUUUUCAGACGACGAGAGUCCAUCGGAUUCAAAAUUUUUGGGUCCAGGACCAACUCGAGGAGGUCUACACUCGACCUUUCUCUCAUUCUUUAUUCAACAUUAUUGUGUCGUAGUUUAAAAUGUUCAGAAUAUUCGAUUCAAUAAAAAACAUGAUUAUCUUUGACAUUUUCUCUAUAUAUAUUGAUUGUAGUUCAAUGUCGAUCUAUCAAUUUCUUAUUGCUGUUCGACAAAAUGGUGAAAAUUUAACUAAUGAAAAUGGUGAAACAACUAGUCAUUUAAUGGGCAUGUUUUAUCGAACAAUUCGUAUGGUUGAAAAUGGUAUUAAACCAGUUUAUGUAUUUGAUGGAAAACCACCACAAAUGAAAUCAAAAGAAUUAGAAAAACGUCUUGAACGACGUACGGAAGCUGAAGCUGAAAUGACCAAAGCAGCUGAAGCUGGUGAUGAAGAAGCAUUUGAUAAAUUUGCACGUCGAACUGUUAAAGUCACUCGUGAACAUAAUGAAGAAUGUAAACGUUUAUUAAAAUUAAUGGGUAUACCAUAUGUCGAUGCACCUACCGAAGCUGAAGCUCAAUGUGCAGCACUUGUCAAACAAGGAAAAGUUUAUGGAGUUGGUACUGAAGAUAUGGAUGCUUUGACAUUUGGUGCUGAUGUACUUAUACGUCAUUUAACAUUUAGUGAAGCACGAAAAAUGCCUGUUCGUGAAUAUUCACUACCAAAAGUCCUUCAGGGUUUAGGAAUCAAUUUUGAAGAAUUUAUGGAUUUAUGUAUUUUACUUGGAUGUGAUUAUUGUGAUUCAAUUAAAGGUAUUGGACAAAAACGUGCACUUGAUCUUAUUAAACAAUAUCGUAAUAUUGAAACAAUACUUAAACAUAUUGAUAAAAAAAAAUAUAGUGUACCUGAUGAAUGGGCAUAUGAAAAAGCAAGAGAAUUAUUUAAAGAACCUGAAGUUUUAUCUGGUGAUGCAAUCGAUCUUAAAUGGACUGAACCCGAUGAAGAAGGUCUUGUAACUUAUAUGGUUAAUGAAAAAGGAUUUGGGUAA